Tripterygium wilfordii is the source of this 988-nucleotide messenger RNA. RefSeq names its product phosphoprotein ECPP44-like. Gene Ontology annotation, cellular component: membrane. The transcript is spliced from 2 exons. The coding region runs from base 102 to 773 and encodes 223 amino acids. Gene Ontology annotation, biological process: response to water. The record is from RefSeq and is a predicted model, not a curated record. Lineage: Eukaryota; Viridiplantae; Streptophyta; Magnoliopsida; Celastrales; Celastraceae.
AACCAGUCUCAAAAUUACUAAAUCAACAAACCCAUUUCACUUUUUAGUGUUCACUGCAAAGCAUUGCAAAUCUUCGAAUUAUCUGUGUUUAGAUUAUCAAAAUGGCUGAAGAAAACCAGCAGAAGAUCGAGACGACCACCACUAACCCCGUUGUUGGUGAUGAGGGCGUUGAGGCUAAGGAUCGAGGACUUUUUGAUUUCCUGGGGAAGAAAGAGGAAGAGAAGCCACAAGAGGAGGUGAUCGCUUCUGAGUUUAGUGAGAAGGUCAAAGUUUCUGAAUCAGGGGAGAGCAAAGAGGAGGAAGAGAAGGAGGAGAAGCACGGUGGUAUCCUUGAGAAGCUACACCGUACUAGCAGUAGCUCUAGCUCUUCAAGUGAUGAAGAAGGUGAAGGAGAGGAGAAAAAGAAGAAAAAGGAGGAGGAGAAGAAGAAGAAGAAAAAGGAGGAGGAGGAGAAGAAGAAGCAUGAAGAAGAUGUAACCGUCCCUGUAGAGAUAGUGGACGAGUCAGUUCCUGAAGAGAAGAAGGGAUUCCUUGAAAAAAUCAAAGAGAAGCUACCAGGUCAGAGCAAGAAGACUGAAGAGGUACCACCUCCUUUUCCUUCCCCUACUCCUCCACCAACAGAGUCUGCCGCAGCAGCGACUGAGGCGGCUGCUCAUGAAGGAGAUGCCAAGGAGAAGAAGGGGUUCCUUGACAAGAUCAAGGAGAAGAUUCCUGGGUAUCAUGCCAAGACCGAGGAAGAGAAGGAAAAAGAGAAAGUGGCUCCCAUUAAAUAAUUAAUACAACGUCUGUGAUCAUGAUCGUCCUUGUCUGCUUUGUCUGGCUAUUUUCGUUCUUCCUUUUUUGGGUAUAUUGUAUUAUUUUGAAGUUUUUUUUUCUUUGUUAAUUGUCUUGCUUUUUAUGCACAAAAAUAAUAGUGCUUGUAUAUUGUGGAUAUCUACAUUUAAUGCGAGUGAUCUACAGUUGUGUGAACUUCCACAUUUAAUCGAUU